GCAGUCAAAGCUAGUUAACCCCUCCUGCUCAGAUCACCGCCUGCACAAGCUAUGUCGUGGUGUUCUGAUCCCUCCCCGAAAUACCGCACUAUUUCCUAUCCAAUAUUAGCUCCUGCAGGAGAGCCAAACUCGCUACAAUAUGGGAUACAGGCACAUCCCGCCGCAAGAAUAUCUGCUGUCCACCAGGGUCCAGUCUCGACCCUAGAUGAUACUCCCAACUGGACAUGGCUGCCGCCGCAAUCCUAUCAAUCUAACAGGAAUAUGGCUUCAUCGCGCCAUCCAAAUCUUACCUCCCCCUCGAUGCAGUCAUACUGGAGCCCAAUGUCAUUCAUGCGAAACUUUUUUCUGUCUUUCACAGCCUGCUUCAAGUCUGAAGGCAAUGAUCCUCUCGAUAUUCUCGAUAUUAUCGAAGCCGAAAGGCAGUACGGAAUCUCUUUUCCUCGACGAUACAAUGGCAUUAUUCCUGAUCAGCAAACGCUGUCUGUAUCAGUGAUGUAUCAGAACGUGGAAGAGGGCAACAUCUCGUGCCCGCCAGUCAUCGAUGGCUCUCAAUUCGACUCAGACCAACGUCAGCAUAUUCAGCACCUGCUGGAUGUCGUGCGAGGUUGGGUACCAAAGUCUGACGUGGAAGCACUCUGUGGGCACUAUAAAAUCGAAGAAAGUGACUUCCUUGUUGUUCUUCCAAGAGAGUUUUCUUGAUUGUCCUGCUGGCAUUGUUCUCGCUCACAGACAGAGCGAUUGUGCUUUGUGAACUUUAAUUUGUCCUAUCCUAGCUAUUCUGUAGUUCAGUCUCGUUGCUCUUUUCUAUAACCUCUAUUGCUAAAUUAGUUGUUAUAAGAAACACUCAGAAUUUCUUAUAGAGAUAUCAGCCCAACCAAUAUUAACCUGAUUGUGUGACUUGGC
Molecule: messenger RNA, 903 nt
Organism: Aspergillus calidoustus
Lineage: Eukaryota; Fungi; Ascomycota; Eurotiomycetes; Eurotiales; Aspergillaceae
Source: the annotation of a GenBank genome assembly